AUGGCGCCUACUCUGCCUGUCACAAGGCUGGCCCUCGGCUACCCCCCUUUCGCCUGCGACUUUGAUCCCCAAGAUGCGACCCGUCUGCUUGUGAGCGGCGGCGGCGGCGCCAACAGGAGUGGUGUUCCCAACAGGAUAACAGCCGUUGACGCGCCCUUCGCCGAGAACCCGCGCAUCGCCGCCGAAGCCGACCUCAGCCGCGACGAAGAUGCCGUCAACACCAUCGCCAUCGGCCAGAAGAAGCCCGGCGCCAGCAACAAGGCCCCCACCUUUGUCUACGCCGGCAUCAACUCGAGCACGGCCGAGCUCGAGAAGGGCAAGAACGAACACUUCCGCGUCUUCUCCAUGGCGCCGUCCAGCAGCAAGUCCGAAAAGACGGCCCACACGGCCGUCCUGAGCGAGGUGUCGCGGACGGCGCUUUUCCAGCAUGGCGAGGGCGACAAGGAGACGUACCAGCGCCUGCUGCGCGUGAGCGCGCCCAACCCACAACGCCCCGGCCAGAAGCAGGUCGGCGCUGUGGCGACGGGCUUCGCCAAGCGGUCCCAGAUUGUCAUCUUCGAGGUGACGCCGGGCCAGGCGCCCAAGUCUAGGGGCGUGUUGGACAUUUCGCGCGAGGCCACCGACCUCGACGUCAUCCAGACGGGCGACGACAGCUUCCAGGUGGCAUACUGUGACGAGCGCGAAGUAUUCGUCAUCAACGUCACCAAGAACGAUGUCACGGGCCCCGAUCUGGCCUACAGCAUGCCCGAGGACGGCACAGGUGUCCAACCCAGCUUCAGGGCUAUUCGCUACAUCUCCCCCGUCUUCAUCAUGGCGCUGUCAAACCUGCCGCGGAACUCGGGCGUCUGCCUCAACGGCAUUCGCCUGCCGUCUGGGGACAUUGAGGAGGGCCGUCUGGCUGUGUCGGCAAAGCUGCCACGCUUCAUGACGCGCGCCGCCUCUUUUGCCGUUCGCAACGUCAACACGCCUCCCGGACCCGGUGACCGUCUCGGCAACACCCAGUUCGUCAUCGCCGUCGCCAGCUUCCAGGCGAUAUCCCUCUAUACCGUCGAGCACCGCUCCGCCGCUCACCUCGACCUGCUGAUCGAGCUCGUGCCCGUCAUGGCGUUGAAGGACGUUCACCCCUUGAACAUUACUUCGCUCGCUCUCUCUUCUUUUGCGCCGCCCAAGGCUCCGAACCCCACGAACCUCGUCAUCAACCUCGCCUCCGUCUCCCUCAACAAUGACGUCGCCAUUCACACAAUCCCCCUGAAGAAGCUCAAGCAAGAAGGUGCGCCGGCGAAGAAGGCCGGCGGCCCUCCCCGUCCGAGCCGCUACGCGGUGGCUCUGGCGCCCCCGAGCAAGGCUACGCGACCCCUCAUCCUCCUGACCGUCGUUGUUGUUAUACUCGCCGCAAUCGCUCAGUACGUGCUCAAGUCUGGCGUCGACCCGUCCGAGUUCUUCCCCAAGGGCACAAUGGUCACGCCCCGCGAAGGUGGCGCGCGCGCCGUCGAGGCUGUGCUCCCCGAGGUGCUGACCCCGGGCGAGUUCCUCGCUCGCCUCGUGCCCGGGGCGACAACGCCCCAGGAGGGCGAGGUGUAUGUUGUCCGCGAGGACGCCAUCCCUCACGCGGAUCUCGAGCGGGCGCAGGGCAAGGAGAAUGUCGCGGUGCCACCGCAAAUCAAGGCGGAACUGCACCAAGACACGCUGAAGGGGAAGCCGGCGCAGUCGUGGGACGAGCUGAGCGCCGAGCAGAAGGCGCUCUGGAAGGCGAGGCUCGAGGACGCGGGUCACUGGGCGGAGCAUCUCGGGACGGGCGUCUUCAAGGGCCUCGUCUUUUCGCAGAUUGCGGGUGCCGUCGGCCAGGCUGUCGGUGGAUAG
Molecule: messenger RNA, 1860 nt
Organism: Verticillium dahliae VdLs.17
Lineage: Eukaryota; Fungi; Ascomycota; Sordariomycetes; Glomerellales; Plectosphaerellaceae
Exons: 2
Coding region: 1-1860 (619 amino acids)
Biological process (GO): protein secretion
Cellular component (GO): endoplasmic reticulum membrane
Molecular function (GO): GTPase activator activity; protein binding; guanyl-nucleotide exchange factor activity
Source: RefSeq, a predicted model, not a curated record